Messenger RNA from Penicillium taxi, 2220 nucleotides. RefSeq names its product major facilitator superfamily domain-containing protein. The transcript has 2 exons. Bases 1 to 2220 code for a protein of 739 amino acids. Gene Ontology annotation, cellular component: membrane. Gene Ontology annotation, biological process: transmembrane transport. The record is from RefSeq and is a predicted model, not a curated record. Gene Ontology annotation, molecular function: transmembrane transporter activity. Lineage: Eukaryota; Fungi; Ascomycota; Eurotiomycetes; Eurotiales; Aspergillaceae.
AUGGAAAUUAAACAAGAACUUGAUCGAACGAAUCCCCCAAAGAAACUACGAAGAUUUGUUAAUGGACUGCCUUUCCCGCUUGGCGAUCAUCCGUGGUGGAUUGAUGCUACAACUCGUGCGGCUGAAGACAAGGACACUGAUCCAAGAGUACAUCAAGAACAGGUUAUUGACAUCCUUGAUCACAAAGGCUUCUAUGUUCAGGCCUUUGUUGUCUCUGCGCUGGGAUUUCUUGCAGACUCGUACGCUCUCUUCGCUACAAAUGUCAUCCUCCCUUUACUGGCUUUCUUAUACUGGCCUGAUCGAACAGACAGCCUUCCAGAGUUAUAUAUCAAUGUCGCUACUUUAUCAGGAUCAGUUAUCGGCCAGCUACUGUUUGGUUGGCUGACUGACCGACUGGGGCGAAGAAAGAUGUACGGUCUCGAGCUUGUUCUAGUCAUAUUUGCGACUCUCGGAAUGGCUCAGGCCUCAACAGGUAUACAUCAAAACAUGAAUAUCUUGAGCUGGAUAGUCUUCUAUCGCUUCUUUCUCGGCCUAGGCAUCGGUGCCGAAUAUCCUCUUAGUGCGGUGAUAACUGCUGAGUUCGCUAGUACGAAAUACCGAGCUCGUAUGAUGGCACUUGUGUUUUUGAUGCAACCACUGGGUCAAGCCCUUGCAUCAGCUAUCGGCUGGGGAGUUAUGACCAGGUUGAUGAGAUCACGAGGCCUAGAUAACCUACCAGAUCAGGGACCGGCAUUUGAUCAACUCCCCAUAGACCUGCAAUACCUUAUCAUGGCAACACUUGAUAGUGUUUGGCGCUGGGUGAUUGGUGCUGGCUGCAUUCCCGCCCUACUUGCGAUCCUUUGGCGAUUUUCAAUUCCUGAAUCACCUCGUUACAUUAUGGAAGUGGACGAUGAUGCCCCUAAAGCACUUGCAGUUACAAAACGCCAGCUAGCGCAAACUGUAGCCUCGAUGGAAUCGCAAAGAACAUCGUCCGAUGGCCGUGAAAAUCCAAGUCAACCAGCUUCCAGUAAUAUCAUUUUGACUCUAUCUUCACUAAACUCACCAGAGCCACUGCAUCAACUACCUCAUCAGCCACAGCAAGGGCGUACUUUAGCAUUUUGUACGGAGUUCUAUACUUUUCUGAAGGAUGGAAACUGGCGAUAUCUUGCAGCUACAUCUAUUUGUUGGUUCCUAUUUGACUUUUGCUUCUAUGCGCUGGGAAUUAAUUCUCCUCGUCCUCUUGCUGCCCUUUGGGCCUCCGCCGUUCCCAAUAUCACAGUGGUCACUACCCUUCCAACGGUUGCGGCUACAAUCACAGCACCGAUUACUCAAGCUGUGUCUAUCAGUGGUACCAUGUACAAUAUUUCAACCUCAGUCCUUGUGAAAGUGCCACUUCCGACAAAAACUAUGAUGAUUAAUGCUUCUGCUACCGAUCCCAGCUUCAGUGCGCCCAAUUACGUCAAUAUCUGGCACCCAACAAGCAAUAUGUUCCAUGAGCUCUGCUAUAAUUCAUAUGUUUAUAUCUACACGAUCUCUAUUACGUCCUUGCUUGGAAGUGCUGUUCUUGUUCUUCUUAUUGACUAUGUUUGGCGGAAGACGUGGCUGGUAACAUCAUUUCUAAUUCUUAGUGUCCUUUUCGCAAUUCUGGGAGGUGUUCUGGUGGCUACUGAGUUCCACGGCGGGCAUUGGGCCAAUGUCAUCCUUUAUGCCAUCUGCCAAUUUUUUUUCAACCUUGGACCAAAUCCCUUGAUCUAUAUUGUGAGUGGUAACAUAUUUUCAACAGCUAAGGCACCAAUAACUAAUUAUUUCCAGAUAGCCGCAGAAAUCUUUCCUACAAAAUUUCGUUCCACCUGCCACGGAAUAUCAGCUGCAAGUGGAAAGAUCGGCGCUAUUAUUAUAACCGCUGUGACCCAAACAUCUGCCAUAAGGACCAAUCCGCAUGCUUUAGGUAUACUGCUCGGAGUCUUCUCAAUACCUUUAGCUAUGGGUGCACUAUUCGCAUGGGUAUGGCUUCCGAAUUUACAGAUAAAGCCAAAUGAACCAGCUCGAGCAAUGCGAUUCCCAUGGCUAAUGUCUAAGAGUUUAGAGAGGCUGGGCAAGGGGUGGAAAUAUGCUACUGCUGACUCGGCCAUUGAUCCUAGAACUAACUUACCAAAAGGGGAAAGCCAGAAACUCGGGUUCUCUAAGAAGAUUGGUGAUCUAUGGAGGCGAAAGAAGAAUUUUGAGGAGACACCAAGGUAG